Paraphaeosphaeria sporulosa is the source of this 3412-nucleotide messenger RNA. Its product is annotated as acetyl-CoA synthetase-like protein. Lineage: Eukaryota; Fungi; Ascomycota; Dothideomycetes; Pleosporales; Didymosphaeriaceae. The record is from RefSeq and is a predicted model, not a curated record. The transcript has 8 exons. The annotation marks the transcript as partial.
CAUGUCUGAAGCUUCCAGUCCACUGCACGAAAUACCGGAAGUCUUCCGGUUGCGUUCCGCAGUACCUGAUCGCCUUAUCCAUCUACUUCCAAAACAUCUGAAGCAAGAAGUUCCCAACCAUGUCCUUUUUUCAUAUCCGAAAACCUCCAGUCCUCGUGAUGGCUUCAUCGAUGUAUCCGCAGCGAUGUUUGCCGACGCUGUGGAUCGGACCGGUUGGUAUCUGAGGACGACUCUCGGAGAGCCUACAAACUUCGAAGCUGUGGCUUACAUGGGACCAAAUGAUCUCAGGUACUUCAUGUUCAUGUUCGGUGCGAUCAAAGUCGGGUAUAAGAUGCUAUUUCUUUCUCCGCGCAACAAUUUGGAAGCGCACAUCAACGUUCUCAAAGGAGUAAACUGCGAAGUGUUCUUACAAGCGCAAGACAUGGACAUCGACGCGAUCCUAGAUGCUCGGCCCAUGAAAACAGGGGUAGUCCCUGAACUUGGCGAACUCUUGCAUUCGGAGUCCCCAGUGUUGGAAUAUCCAUACACCAAGCCAUUCCAAGAGGCCAGAAAUGACCCCGCCCUCGUUCUGCACACCACAGGCUCCACGGGAUUGCCCAAACCAAUUACCUGGAAGGUGGGGACCCUGAGCACAUACGAGGCUUGGCGGACGAUUCCUCAUGUUGGCGACUAUGUCCCCACGACCGAGAUAUACCAGGAGUCACGCCGAGUGUAUACGUCUAUGCCCCUGUAUCACACCAGUGGUUUGAAUGCUGGCAUCACUUGGGCCCUCCUGUUGGGCGUGACUCUUGUCUAUGGCGCACCCCACGUCGUUCCGAAUCCUGCAUACGUGGACGAGAUGCACCAAUAUGCUGGAGUCGACUCUUCCAUGGGAGCACCCUCACUAUACGAAGAGCUGAGCCGCGACGCGACCGCACUCGAGACGAUCAACAAGUUCCACUACGUUGUCGCGAGCGGAGCGCCGCUCUCCCAAACCGCUGGGAACUUGAUAUCAAAACACACACGAGUUAUCAGCAACCUUGGAUCCACCGAAACAUCCUGUCUACAGCGACUUUCACCCAGCAUUGCCGACUGGGACUACUUCUACUGGCACCCGACCCACUCUGGCAUCGAGAUGCGGGAAGUAUACGACGGUCUGUUCGAACUAUUCCUCGUCCGCGACCCCAAGCUGUCACUGUUUCAGGGCAUCUUCACCAACUUCCCCGACCUCCAGGAAUGGUCCAUGAGUGAUCUGUACGAAAGACAUCCCGACCCGUCGAAAAGCUACCUUUAUCGAUAUAAGUGCCGCAAAGAUGACGUUAUCGUUCUCAGCAACGGUGAAAAGGUUGCCCCUGCUCUCAUGGAAGCAACUUUGAUGAGCAGUCCUCUGGUAAAAGGUGCCAUGAUCGUCGGACGAGGCAAGUUCCAACCCGCAGCACUGAUAGACCUUGGAAAACGACCGCCUCAGAUCGUGCGUCAACGCCACGACCUCGUUCAGAGCCUGCUUCCUGUCAUCAACGAUGCUAAUGAGCAUGCGCCUGCCCACGCGAAACUCGAUCAGUACCAUAUAUUGUUUGCGGAUCCGGAGCGACCUGUUCACUACCUAGGCCAGGGCAAGAUCCAGAGGCAUCGCACGUACGAAUUGUACAAGGACAGUAUCGAGCAGCUGUAUGAGUCGGCGGAGAAUGCGGAGGAAAAUGUUGGCCUUUUGCAAUCAGAAGUCAGUGACAUGCCUCAUCUUGACUUCUACAAGAGGGAAAACAUCAUCCAAUGGUUACAGCAGCUGCUUUCUCAGCUCACUGAAAAGAAGGAGUUCGGUGAGCAUGACGAGUUGUUCGCGAACGGGGUCGAUUCCUUGCAGAUCAUCCGAAUCGCUCGCGAGCUUCGAUUCCAAGCCAAGGCCGCUGGGUUGACCGGCUUCGGACCCGAGGUACUGACGCCGAAGAUGAUCUAUGCGCAUCCGACUCUUGGGCAACUAUCUUCUUUUCUGAUGCAGCAAAGCAUGAGUAGAAAGCGCCGAAAUUCGUUGCAAGGGCACGGCCGGCGGACAAGUCGAGACUUGGGACUUGAUCAUCAUGAAAGCGUGGGCGCCGCCGGGCAAGGGAACAACGCCUUGGCAACCAUGCAAGCCCUCUUGCAUCGAUACAGCCACGACCUCCCACGUCAAAGCGCGUCACGACCAAGGCCAACGACGAGAAACAUGACGGUCCUGAUAACCGGAAGUACUGGAUCAUUGGGCUCGUACAUUCUGGAGACACUGUACAGGGAUAGCAACGUGCAGCAUAUCGUAUGCCUUAAUCGAGCCUCCAACGCUGCUCAAAGGCAUAGCCAGCUCGGGCCUAAACGUGGAUUAAGCCACUUAGAUCCAUGUCGCGUCGAAUUUUUCAAGGCAGAUCUGUCUCGGAAGCGGCUCGAUCUCGAAGACUCGGUCUAUGAAAGACUGCUGGCCACUGUCACACACGUCGUCCACAACCAGUGGCCAGUAAACUUCAAUUGGCCGCUUAGUUCCUUUGAGCCGUAUGUCAGAGGGACUCGUCACCUCGUUGACUUGUGCAUCGCAUCGGCUCACAACGCCCACAUGACGUUCGUUUCUAGUGUUUCUGCUGUUGGGGCCUGGUCCGGCUCAGGUCCAGUCCCAGAAAACUCAUUCCCGGAACUGAAUGUGGCGAGCAAUCUCGGAUACGGCCAAUCGAAGCUUACGACAGAGGUUCUGCUGCAAAAGGCUGCUCAGGUAUCUGGUGUGAGGUCUGCUUGCUGUCGCGUGGGUAUCGUAGCUGGACCCGUUCAGCAACGACUCGGCCUGUGGAACAAGCACGAGUACAUUCCAUCGAUCAUCAUUUCGUCAGCUCACUUGGGCGUCUUUCCAGCCACGUUUCCGUCGCGCGACCACGUGGAUUGGUUACCAGUGGAUAAAGUAUCUCGCAUCCUGUUCGAGGUCAUGGUCUCCACUUCCGAGAUGCUAAAUUCUCCUGAAAGCGGCACGCAGGUAUAUCACAUCGUUAACCCUCGAACAGUGAGGUGGAGCAGUGAUUUCGCCAACGAUGCGCUGGCUCUGUAUCCACAGGGCACCCACGUGCGACCUGUCAUGUUCGACGAGUGGGUGCGCGCACUGAACGAUAGCACUUCUGAGAUCGACCGUGACGGAACGCUUCAGCUGGAUCGAAACCCGGCAGUGCGAUUACUGGACUUUUAUUCAGCAGCUUCGAGGCCGGACCAAGAGCCUCGAUCAUUCAUAACGCGCCGGGCGGAGAAAGCGAGCAAGACUCUACAGGAAACUGGUCCGAUCAACCGCGAAUGGCUCAGCAAUUGGAUGGUGCAAUGGGGGUUCAGGAAUAACGUACCCGGCAAGCGAGUCGCGAAGGCAAGCGAGUCGCGAACCCCACCAGCGUUUCCCGCCUCUACAGCAAUCUAUCUCAACAACACAAUAAGAUAA